CUGGAUCCUGCUCAAACAUUUGUCUUUGGCUCCAUCAUGGCGACACCUUGGCGACUGGACAUGCCUCGCCUCCGCUCGCCAUCAGAACAUUCCUACCUUCGUCGCAGCAUCAGGUUGCGGGGUAUGGUCAUUCUAAGCAGGGAAGAUUGUCGAGCCGCGGCGAGACGAAACUCGACCGCGUCGCGUCUCAACAAUAUAUCUACCUGGUACCGAGGUGCCAUGGCCCGUACAAUCCCCUCAACUACGGACCCUCUGCGUCUGGUCGCACCUUGUAACAUCACUUACCUUCCUUCUCAUUGCUCUGUGCCCUUCUCGGUUAGUGUGCCGUCUCGGUGAAACGAGGUAGUUCAUCAUGCCUUCCGGUGUUGUCCCCCAACUACCUCCACAGCUACCUCCGUUGCCCUCACAGCCGUCUCUGGCUACUCCUUCGAAUUGGAAGCUGCAUUAUCCACCCGAGGACAUCAUCAUUCCGGUCAGCUCAAGCUUCCCACCGAGCUCGUGGACUACAACCUCAGGACCUGGUCCCCUCAGGCAGACGAACUCAACGUCCCCGCGCCGGUUACCUAAUCCUUCUCAGCAACGAGUCGCAGGCGACUCGUCGUCUCUUUCCCACCCCGGCCAUGCGCUUUCCUCAUCUAAUCCGAGCUCGUCUUCCGGGCGCCUUGCGCAUUCACAUUCUCGAAGUGGUCCACGCGUACCGUUGCCCGUCCUCCCAUCUGCUUCUUCGGCAGAGCCCAUCGUGAUCUCACCGCCCACAAGGACUCACUCUCGCAGUGUUUCCAUCCCUGCCAUCAGGCCCCCGCCAACCUCGCGACCCAACCACACAGGUGAGGACCCCCACGGGAUUCCUCCACAACCACCCGCCGCCGACAACGAUGUGUCGCGUCCCCUCCACAAACCCCCCAAACACGCGCCUCCUCCGCUGCCACUUCUGGAUCAGGUGCCCGUGCGGGAGCAGUCCUUGCCACCGAGACAGACGUCGGCAAUGAUCGACGGCGCAGCACUUCCGAUUCAGACCACUUCCAUAACUCGGAGUCCUGAAACGCCACAAUCCGCGCCCCCCUUGCGGCCUCAAGUGACACGCCUCAACUCUUCGCCACGAUCGACGCCAUCUAUGGACCAGAGGCAAACCCCAUCUCCCACUGCAUCUCCCGUUCCCGUGCCCCUCCCCGCACCAUCUCGGCGAUCAGAUAGGGAGACGGGUACAGAGCAAGGUCGCGAGAAGGAGAAGUCGAGGGCGAAGCUGAAUGGAAUUAGGGAGUUUGUGGUGCUGAGUCCAGACCAGCCGUUCAUGGACGCUCGUCUGCCCAAGCGCCCGCCUACGCCUCCCAAAGCGCGCUCAACAGGACUUCCCUCUACUCCUGCUCCUAAAUCGCGCCAUGGGACGGCUCCGAGCAAUCGAACUCAUACUGCCUCCGAGCAUACGCCGGAGCCAAGACUCCAAGACGCCCCUUCCGCCCGUAGCCCGCCUCCCUCUGCGUCCACGGCUGCUGCACGAGGCCAAACGGUCGAUCUCGUGUUACGUCCCCUUCCUGGCUUGUUCACCAACAACACCAAUUCCAUAAGUCCUGCGCCGUCCCCUCAGUCUCUCGCCAACAUCACAGGGUACACGCGUAAAUGGGUGGUGGAGAAGAAUGGGAAGCGCUUGACUCAGGACACCAUGGUCGUCGCACAGCAACUGCGGAUGUUGCGGUGAACCAUUUCACCCUCAUGCGGGUUGGGUGCUAUCAUGGAUGGACGUCGAGCAUUCAGGAUCGGGCACGAUCAAUGGAGGCGUGGUCGUCAUGCAUCUUCUAUAGAGAAUGUACAUUAGCAACGACACCGCGUCUGGCUAUCGGCUUUUUCAUGGGUGCUGGGCCCGGUCAGGAUCCAGAUGCGUGAGGCUAUGAGCCUGGGCGCAAAGCGCUUCGUUCAUUAUGAUGGUAUAGAAUCACUCGAUCCGUCUCGAAGGGGAACCAUCGGUCCGCAUUGUGCUGGAACAUGGGUCUCCUUGUUUUUGCUUCACCUUCCUAAGGAAUUCGCUCACUACUAGUCGCUUCGUAUCCCUCUACAACCCUAGACCCACCGCUCCAUCUAUUUACGAUAUAAUCAGGAUGUAAGAGUACCGUCUUCUGGUAGCCGGCGUAUGGCACCGUCGUAAUAGACCCAUUCAAAGCUC
Messenger RNA from Dichomitus squalens LYAD-421 SS1, 2158 nucleotides. RefSeq lists its product as uncharacterized. The record is from RefSeq and is a predicted model, not a curated record. The transcript is spliced from 2 exons. Bases 353 to 1696 code for a protein of 447 amino acids. NCBI's taxonomy places the organism in Eukaryota, Fungi, Basidiomycota, Agaricomycetes, Polyporales, Polyporaceae.